Molecule: messenger RNA, 876 nt
Organism: Saxophila tyrrhenica
Lineage: Eukaryota; Fungi; Ascomycota; Dothideomycetes; Mycosphaerellales; Extremaceae
Exons: 1
Coding region: 1-876 (291 amino acids)
Source: RefSeq, a predicted model, not a curated record
AUGAAGAUCACAAAAAUCCUCCGGAACAUCUCCAUCAAACUCGGCCUCUCCUCUGUAACACGCGAACCAAUAAUCUCCGAACCGACCGACUUCUUCCACGCCGCCCACGCUUCUUCCGACUUCCCGAAGUGCCCAAACAGAUCCCCAUUCUUCCCUUCCACGCCAACACUGCGUCCACACCGCAAGCUCUCCAAACAAGCCACCCACACCAUCGACCUCCCGUGCGUCUCCCUAGCCACACCAGAACACACCCUCUCCGGCCUCGUCGUCGCUAAUCCCGACCCAAGCCUUUCCCAUACCGCAAACCCCGACCCAGGCCUCCCUACCAUCGCCGAAGAAGACCUCCACGCCGAACUCAACGACCUCCGCCACUUCCACCGCACCCACGCCCCGACCCUCGCCACCCUGCACCGCGACCUCGAAUGCCAACAAAAGAUCACGGCCGUGCUGCAACAAAGCAACUGUUACGGACCGGGAAAACUGAAGCAGCUCAUCUCCUCUUUAACGACCCAACUCCACGACCAGUCCACCGAGCUCGAAGACUUCAAAUCCAAACACACCACCCUCGCCACCACCGCAGACCUCAAAGACGAAAUCCUCCGAACUCGCUCGGUGCUCGAGCACGCGGUGGAGGAUGUGCGGCAGACGCGCGAGGCGCUGGAACUCGCUGUUGAGGAGGUGGAGCAGAAGGCGCGGGAGUGGAGGGGCAGGAUGGAGGAGGUGGGAAGGCUUGGGAGGGAGGUCGAGAGGAGGGAGAGGGGGUUAGGGUGUUGGUGGGGGAGGGAUAGUUUUAGUCUUCUUGGUGCUGGGGAUGGAGGGGAGGGGAGGGAUAGUUUUGCUUUGGGGGAGGGGGUUGAGGGGAGGGAGCUUAUCUGA